CAUAUGGAAAAAGAUGCAACUCCUAACAGAUUGGAGAUUGUCUUCACCUAAACACAAAGGACAAAGGAAACUAGACUUUAUAUAAGUCUGCUUAGGAAAAGGGGGAUUUGUUUUGUUGCCGAACGAGAAACCUACUUUAGUUUUCGAUGGAGAUGGUGACAGAUGGUGAUGAUGAUCAACGCUCCGAGGAGGGUUCCAGAGGUGAGAAGAGAUGUCUUAAUUGUCUGGCAUUGGUCGGUGGCUCUUGCCGUGAGGAAGAAACAAGAAUUUUACGAGUAAGAGAAGAAGGUGAUAGUUCUUCUUCUUAUUCUUCUUCUUCUUCCUGGAGUUUGUCCUCCGUGGAGUCCAAGAGGCGUCGUGUGGUGUUCCACGAACCCAUCAGAGCAGCGCCUCUAAGGGAAGUCAAGCCUGUGAUCAGAAGAAAAAAGCCGGUCAAACCAGAGAGAGGGGUUACACCGGAAUGGCUGGUUAAUCUGAUGACGAGACUAAACGGUGUGGACGUGAAGCUGGUCAUUGAUAAGAUGAUUCAGACGACUGAUGUCAACCCAAACCAAGCACGUCUCUUGAUUCCCUUUAACCAGAUAGUGGAGAUGGACUUCUUGAACGAGGCAGAGUUGGGCAUCAUAGCUGAACAUCAAAGAGAUAAAAGUAAAAAAGGUGUUGAUGUGACCGUGGUCGCAUCCGAUGGUAGAGAAUGGAAUGCUAAACUAAGGAGAUGGAAUAUGAACUGUCCCAACUACGCCUUGUGUUCUGGAUGGAACAACGUCGUCCGCGAGAACAUGCUCAAGAACAAGGUAGGGCAGAUUUUUCGACUAUGGUCAUUCCACUCCCAGGAUGGGAAGCUUUAUCUAGCCUUCUUUCAUCAGCCUACUGCUCCGGAUAUACCCGACCUAAAUGUACCGUUUGUUCAAGAGAGGGAUCCUCUUGAGGCUGAACAAGAGAGGCAUGAUCAUAGGAGGACUUGGUACCCCGAUCUCCGGCUUGCGCGGUGUGUGUACCUAAAUAUACCAUUGGUUCCAGUGCGCACGGAGAUGACUUCCUUUGAAGCUGUACAAGAGACAUCACUGGAAUCAGCCAGAGAGACGACGAGGACAACGGUGGACCUCGAGCUCCGGCUAGGGCUAGAAUAGAGGCAUGGAAGGAGGACUUCACUGGAAUCAGACACAGAGACGACCAAGACAGUGGAUUAUUUUUAGGCUUUCAAAUGAUUUUUUUUUUCUUUUGGGUUUUGUUUUGUUCAUUUACUAGUCUUGUGGCUUCUUUGGUUUUAGUAUCGAUGACUGAAUUUUAGGAAAAUGAUAUUUCAAA
Messenger RNA from Raphanus sativus (radish), 1308 nucleotides. RefSeq names its product B3 domain-containing protein At2g31720. The coding region runs from base 147 to 1130 and encodes 327 amino acids. The record is from RefSeq and is a predicted model, not a curated record. Gene Ontology annotation, molecular function: DNA binding. Lineage: Eukaryota; Viridiplantae; Streptophyta; Magnoliopsida; Brassicales; Brassicaceae. The transcript has 2 exons.